Molecule: messenger RNA, 1935 nt
Organism: Zasmidium cellare ATCC 36951
Lineage: Eukaryota; Fungi; Ascomycota; Dothideomycetes; Mycosphaerellales; Mycosphaerellaceae
Exons: 2
Coding region: 1-1935 (644 amino acids)
Source: RefSeq, a predicted model, not a curated record
AUGGAUCCUGCUAGCGGAAUUGGACUUGGCUGUGGUGUCACCUCUCUAGCCUUCGAUGUCUUCGACCAUUCAGUGAAGCUUUUCAAAUUCUUCUGCUCCAUGGUAGACAUGCCGAAGGACUAUGAGGGAUGUCGAGUACGAUUCGUGAUGGAAUACAACCGGCUCCUUGCCUGGGGCUAUACCGCCGGUCUUAUCGAAUGUCCCAGCGGUUCGCACCUUGCAGCAAGCUUAGGAACAAAUGCCGUGGAACUGUGUAGCGUCGUCGCUCGAAUCGGUGCACUUCUGGACGAUUUCAAGGAGCUAUUUGCCAGGUGGAACAACGACACAAUGCCAAGUGAUAAGGAAAUGGCCGUACUAAUUGCCGAGGAAAUUGACGUUGUGGCAGAAGUCUCUACGCUAGCGUCGCUAUACAAGAGCGGUAUGGGGGAACGCAAGGGGCUCAAAGGCCGUAAGGGGCUCAAAGACCGUAACAUCGUCAAAUGGAUGGCCAAGGCUACAGAUACCGCCAAAGAUAUACUGUCGCACCCUCGACGGGUGCGGUGGGUGGUAAUGGACGGAGCGGCGUUUGAGGCUUUGCUGACUGACCUCCACCGCCUGACCGAAAGACUGAGGGAACUAAUGGGCGACCACGAGAUACGACAAAUCCGCGAGGUCACGGCGAAAACAUUCCGCGAGAUGGUUGUCGUUCGAAACGACCUCCGUGAGAUCAAGACCGUUUUGCACGCAAUCGUCACCGCUGGGCAGCUUUCUGCAGGCGGCUGGGAUAGCACCUGCAGCGAGGACGAGAACCAAACCCUGCGAGAACUUCUGCAGUUGAAAAGAUUCAAGUGUAUUUCGGACGAGGUGUCUCUUCAAAUUAAGCAAAAUGCCUGUCUCGAUGUCAAGGAUAGCCUUGGUGGCGUGAUUACCGUUUCCGGCUGUGACGCCGUCACAUUCGAGGGCAGCUUCAGCAGUCAUGCAGCAAAGACGCCAACAAGGCACGACCCCCGCCGGCCGCGCGGCACUUUCGUUCAGAAUGGAAAGCAACAUGAAGUAUGGAUUGAAUGGAGAAUGACGGACGAUUCCAUGCCCGGGUCGUCCGAGGAGAAAGAGUCUUGGGUAAGAACGUGGACCCUCGCGCAGAUGCUUUCCGAGGACAAACCGAAAGGCCUCUUUGCACCCCCCUGCAUGGCCUUUGUGGAUUACCGCCACCUGAAAAACAAAGUGGGCUGGGUCUUUGAGAUGCCCCAUGGUUCAAAUGAAAACACCAUACUGAAGACCUUGCAUAGCAUGUUGGGCCAAAAAAGGUAUCGUCCGAGCAUGGUCCAACGCUUUUCCCUCUCCUGGAAGGUGGCAUCGUCUUUACUCUAUCUCCACACGGCAGAUUGGCUCCAUAAAGGCAUACACAGCGGUAACGUCGUGUUCGCUUGCGAGCAAGACAAUGUCGAUUUUGAUAGCCCGAUCCUUUCCGGCUUUGAAUAUUCAAGGCCGCAAAGCAGCGGCACCACUUCGCGAGGCACUGAUCCCAGAUGGGACAUAUACCGAUGGCCAAGCAUUCAGAGCGAGGCCCCCAAGACUACGAGCUCUCGAAAGACUUAUGACAUCUACAGCCUAGGUCUUAUGCUGCUAGAAAUCGCCCACUGGAAGCCGCUGUGCGACUUUGUGUGCCUGGAAUCGUGGCCCUUGCCAACAUUACAAGACUGCCAAAUUCGUGGUUGGCUACUUGGUGAACUUAAGCAUGAGCCUUUCGAAGAAAAUCCACUUCUUGCAUUGCGUGAUGUGGCUGGGGAUCAGUAUUUUGAGGUAACUCGACGCUGUCUUGUAGCUCAUGGUGAGCUUGGUAUGCGUGUGGGAGAAAAUGCAGUGGAUUCGGAUCCCAUAGUCGGGGUUGAGCUUCAAAACACGUUCAGCGAGCUGGUGGUUGACAAGCUCCAAAUACUUUCGGCAUCAAUUUAG